AUGGAAACUACUUAGCAAAUUUAAAAUGUUUAAACAAAAUAGGUUGAAAGUAUAUAAAAGUUAAUUAUUCCUAAGAUAGACAUAAGUGGAUUAUCUCUAGAUCAUUCGAAAUCUUAGUAAAUACAAAAGAAUCUAAGACAAAAAUCUGAUAGUAGCUAAAAUAAAUCUCCAUUAAGCAAUACUCUCAGUAAAAAUGAUGACUUAAAGAAAAGGCUGUUGAAAUACCCAUCAAAUGACUUAAUCUCAAAGAAUGAGUUAUAGAACAGUUAAAUUCAUUCAAAUUUUGAAAAUGAUAUUUCUGGUUCAUAGACUCAGAGUCCUUUGGAUGUAAAAAAAUCUGGCUGCAAUUUGCUAAAAGAUUAAAUAAUUGAAUAAAAAAGACAUAAUAUAAAAGAGCAAAUUAUUCGCUAAUUAACUUAACAACAAUAAGUAGUAAGUGAAAAAUAUAGUAAAAAUAAUUCGGUUUAAGAUAGCAAUGAUGGAAAUCAAGAUAUCUCCCCAAAAGCUUUAAAUUUAAACUAAUUCUUGCUUAGAAAAGACUAGUAUAUUGAGUAGAAAAGAAACUAGGUUAAGUAGAAAUUGGCUGAAAUAGGAUUGGAAGAAACAAAAAAAAAUUUAGUUUAAAAUAUUAAGAGACAAAAAUUAUUUUAGAACAAGUAAAGAUAAAAUGAAAGCAUAAAAAUUAAUAAUAUUGAUAUAAAAUCAAAUAUGUCAAAUAGAAAUGCAUAAAUUAAGCUUGGAAUUGGUAAGAUAACUUAGAGCAGAAAUAGUUCAAUGAUGGAAAAUUCAAAAUUGCUUUCUGUAAAUAAUACCUCAAUAAACACACUAAAAAAAUAGAGUAUAUCUUUAAAUGGAAGUUUAGAAGAUUAGUUUGACUAAGAGUAAAAUAAAUUGAAAAAAACUACUAAAGAAAUAUACUUUUCUAGUGUAAUUGAUCCUAUUGUUGGAAGCUAAAGUGAAAGUACAUAGAAUUGUAAUUAGAUACCUAUAAGAAAGAGAAUUCCUAAUAUAACAGCUGAUCCUUAUAUGAACUAAGCUUUAGGAAUUUUAAUGAACAAAACAAAAGAGUAAAGAAAUGGAGAAGAUAUUCAAAAUAUAAUGAGAGCAACUAAACAAAUACCUUUCUUUAACAAAAUAGAAUCAAAGGUUUUGCUUUUUUAAAGCUUAUGCAAAGCAAUGUAGUACCAAUAUAUACCUAAAGGAGGAAUAGUUUUUUUUUAUGGAGACUUUCCUGAUCGCUUUUAUAUUACAUUAAAGGGAAAAGUCUCAAUUCUUAUACCAAAAAAACCCGAAGAAAUCCAUAAAGAAGAUUAAGUGGCAAAAGAGCUUAAAUCAACUUAAUAACUUAUUUAUACGAUCCAUAAAAGACUUUUGUAUCGAUCACUGCACAGAGCUUACAAAAGGCUUUGCAAUAUUUUGUAUUUCGUUUUAAUUGUUAAAGUCAAAGCAAACAUUCUUCAAAAAAUUCCUACCCAAUAAAAUUUUACAAAAUCAAGAAUUGAUUUCACUCUCAAUUCUCUAGCUGAGGAGGGAGAGAAUCUAGAAAGUGAAGAUGAUUCAUAAGAAUCUUUGACUGAAUUAAAUAAUAAUUCGAUAGUAAUUUAAAAUACCUAAAGUAAAGAGUAAUUACGUUAAAAAUCUAAAGUAGAGCUUGGUUAAGUUAAUAUUGAAAAAGAAUUAGAUAAAGCAAUGUAAAUUAUCCGUUCAUAAAACUCAGAGAAGAAGAUUAUGUUUAAACAGAUGCAUGCUUAAAGAUCAAGUUAAAAAAUAGAUACAUCAAAGGCAAAGAAUAGUUUUAUGGACUUAAGCUAAUCAUCAUAUAGAAAUAUAUAAGUGAAUAAUUAAGAUUAAAAAUAAUCAAUUUUAAAUACAUAAAGAAGCAGCAAUUUGAAUAACAGUGUAAAUAUUGACAGAAAAUAAGUAUAAUUUGAAGUGAAUAAUUCAAUAGAAUAAAAUGUUUAAAGAGUAUACAGCAUCCCUUAAAACUCUGCUAGAGGAUAGAAUUCAGAUAGAGGUUAAAUAGAUCCUAAUUUAAUUGAAGCAAAUACUAAUAAUUUUACGAUGCAAAACCAAUAAAUUAAAAAAAAAUAUUAACCUAUAUUACCAGCUUAAAGUUACUAUGAAAUAAAUAAUUAUUAAAACUAAAAUUUUAAAAAAGAUUAAUAAAUUUAAUCAUAUUAAGUUAGUAUUCUUUAAGAAGAUUCUUCAUAUUCUGUUUUAUAAAAGAAUUAAAAUGAUAUUUAUAACCACCAUGAUUAAGAAAAAUUUGAAGAGAAAGAAUUUCGAUAACCUGUGGAGAAGUUCAAAGAUUUGUUGAUAAAUAAAAUGGUUUAAGAUGAAUCAUCUGACCCCAUGUAUAAUUCUAAUUAAUUAUAUAUAGCAAAGCUAGAUAAAGAUAUGAAAGAAAUUAGAAGACCUAGCUAAUUGAAUAUAAAUUUAGCUCCUUAAGUAGAAAAUGUUCAACUCGCUCAAAAGUUAUAAAAUAUUUCUCAUAAAGUUGGAAGAAGGAGAAGUGUAUUGAAAGGAGCUAUUGAUGCUUUUGUUACAAAUAGCAGUAGUUCAAGUACUUACAAAAUGUAUUAAGAGCAAAAGAAGGUAAUUGAAUAGCAAAUAAAAGGGCUUGAUUUGGAAAAACUUGAAAACGGAGCUCAUUUUUUUGUUAAUAACACAUUUAAGUACAAUCAUGCAUUUACAUCAGGAGAUGGAUUAGUUUUCGGAGAAUUAGGUAUCCUCAAUAAAAAACCUAGAGCAGCCACAAUCAUCUGUUUAGAAGACUGUUAUUUCGGAUAUCUUUCUUCUUAAAAUUAUUAGCAGAUUCUUAUGAAAAAGGAGAAAGCAUCCUUAGUUAAGAAAAGAGAAUUUAUUGAAUCAACAUUAAUUCAAAACAUGCUCUCAGGUGAGAAAAUGUCUAAAAUAUCAUAUUACUUUCAUAAAAGGAAAUAUUAAAAUGGAGAAAUCGUUUUUAAAGAGGGCGAUGCAACUAAAUAUGUUUAUCUGGUAAAAAAAGGAGAAAUAGAAUUAUAGAAAGAAAUAGAGAUUACUUAAAACGAAUAAGAGUCUACUAAAAUAGUUAUUCGUGUUGCUAAGCUGAGUUCUAGAGAGUACUUUGGUGAUUGUGAUAUUUAUUUUAAUAGGAAUCGUAAAUUUACAGCUAUUGUUACUUAAUAAUCAACAUUAUAUUAUUGUGAGAAGAAUUAAUUUAUCAAGCAGUUGGAAGAAAUGAAAUAGUUUUAUGAAAAAUAUGCUGAAAGGAUAAAAACCAAAGAAGAGUAUAGGAACCAAUAGAUAGAAGAAUGUAAAAGAACGAGAAACUAUGAUAAAAAUUUGACAAAAUUAACUUCUCCAAAGAAAAAAAAUAAAAGAAGUGUGAAUCACUUGCAAAUAGAACAGUAAAAAAUGGAUGCUAUUAUAUGUGGGGUUCCCUAUAAUUAGUAAAAUGAUGGAGAAAAUGUUAAUAGCAACUCACCAGAAUAAAAUUACUACUUUCACAAGUAGCAAUUUAUUCCAAAAUUGAAUGAUGAAAAUGAAACGGAAGGUAACACUUCAGAUAGAUUACUUAUGGUUAAAUCUUCUUUUUAAACUCAUCAUCAAAAAUCUCCUACCACAAUAAAAGACACUAAAUAUGAACUGAUAAAAAAUUUAUAAAAAGUUUAGCUUUACAAUCAAAUAUAAAAUUUGAGCAAGACAAGCUAGCAUUCUGAAAGUAGUAAAUAGUUUUUUACUCCCGUAAGAGAUAAAUAGCAAAAUAACAUUUAAGGAGAGAAUGCUGGAUACUUAAGUGCAAGAUAUCAAAAUUAGGAUUAAAAAAGUUAGAGAUAAGAUUAACCUACACUAAAUACUGAAAGGCUUUAGCAAUAUAGAGUUCAAUCAGGAGUUAAGUCAAAGUCAUCAGCUAAUUUAAUAGAUCAAUAAUUAAGAAAUCUAGAUUAAAUAAAAGACACAUAGAAUCAAGAUGAUAAAAUUGUAAAUAAGAUGUAUACAGCAAGUGAUUAAAUUACAAGUAGAAGUGUAUAAAAUCAAAAUAAUAACAACAUUUAAACAAAUAAUGGCUUAAUUACAAACAGAAGUUAAUUAAAUAGUCAACUACAAUCGAAUAGAACUAUAAGCAUAUUUGAGUAGUAAAUGAAUGAUUUUGCCAUGUAAGAUUAAGCGAAAAAGCAAAGGAUUGCUGGAUAAAUAGUUUAAAAUAUGCAAUAGGAUACUAUAUUACAAGAAAACUUGCAAAAAGAAUAACUGUAAGAAUUGAAGGAAGAAUUUUUUUCAGGUUUCGAAAUCUUAAAAAAAUUGAAAAAGGACAUUAAGAUCAAUAAAGAAUUGCUUAAAAAGGGAACAAAACACUAAAAGAAAAUAAGUGCACAUGAACAGUAUAAAAUUACAAAGGAAGUUUGCAUGUACAACGAUGACUUUUAUUAAAGGGGAUAGAGAGUUAACUAAAAUAAAAAUAAAAUUACUUAAUUAGAAAUCGAAACUGGAACAAGAAAAUAAAUUCAUCAUUAAAAAAGAGGCUCAUAAAUAUGCUCUAUCUAUUCAAAAUUAUCAUCUAUGGAAGACAGGGCUACUUUCUAAAACUCACAUGGACUAGAGCCUGAAGUUGUUGUCUAAUCUCCAAUUAUUUCAAGAAAAAAUUCAGGUCAUGAAUUUAAUUUUAGCUAAAGAUCUAUUUAUAAUAAAGAUUCAUUGGUUUAAAGUCUAUCAACAACUGCUUAAGAGGUUAAAAAAGUUUAAUUAAACCAAGGAAAAGACACAAAAUUGCAUUUAAUAUAAGAUAUUUUAUCCAAAUAGCAAUUUCAGUAAAACAUUAAUAACAAUAAUAAUUAUUCACAAAAUUUAUUGCCAUAGUUGGGUCUUGCUUUAGACCAAAAAAGAAAUUUAAAGAGAGUUAAUUCUUCAAUGAACUUCACUUCAAAUAAUUAACAAAACCAACUCAUAAAGACUUCCAAAUAUUUUCUUUUGUAAGAUAAAUCAUAAAGAGGUAAUUUAAAUAUAGAAAGCUAAUCAAGAGGAACUAGUAGAUUAAGAAAUCAGUAGAUAGAAAGCUAAUAAAACGAAGAAUUGAAUAAAUCAGUAGGUGAUAAUCUAAAUUAAAUGUAAAAAUUAAAAAAACCAAACUCUUAAUAAUCUUCUAUAAAAACUGUAAAAUCUUCUCCACAUAACUUUUUCCCUAUACAUAGUGAAAAACUUUUUAGCAGCAAUGGCUUCAAAAAUAAUAACAAUUAAAAUUAAAUUGCUGUUAAUAAUAAUAAUAAUAAUAAUAAUAUACAAUAAAACGUGAUAAAUAAACUAAAUCUAAAAGACAAUACAGCUUCUUUCAAGAAUAUAUCAAUUUACUCUAAAACUUUAUCAAAUUUCAAAAGCCCUUAAUAAUUAUAAAACAAAGGUUUAUUUAAAUGUGUAAAGCCAUAAUAAAACAAAUAAAAUGAACCAGAUUAAUAAGUAGACUCUAUUGGCUAGUAAUUAUGUUUUGACGAUAAUUAAGUUUAAAAAGUACCAAUUAAAAGGUUUGAUAUUAAAAAGAAUUAUUUAACUGCAAAUAAAAUAACAAUUCUGAAUCAUAUGCAAAAACCCAUUUUUAUCAAAAAUGAAUGA
Messenger RNA from Tetrahymena thermophila SB210, 5586 nucleotides. RefSeq names its product cyclic nucleotide-binding domain protein. The record is from RefSeq and is a predicted model, not a curated record. The transcript has 3 exons. Lineage: Eukaryota; Ciliophora; Oligohymenophorea; Hymenostomatida; Tetrahymenidae.